AUGGUGACAGCCAUCGUGUUGCACAGUGUCUUCUUCCUCUCAGGUUCUUCUGCUGCUUGUUCUGAGGAUUCAGCUCUAUUCAUCACUGCACCAAAAGAGAUGGAAGCACUGACUGGAUCUUGUUUGCAAAUUCCAUGUAACUUCAGCGUUAAAUCAGGAGAGAAAAUCAACAGCGCAACAACAACCUUUGGAGGGUGGAUGAAAAAUAGAAAUGAUGUGAUUUUCAACAGUAGCGGGACAGUUACCACAUAUCCCAUGAAUUUUACUGGAGACUUGAGUCGGAAAAACUGCACCACUUUAUUUUCCAGUUUAAACACAACAUACACACACACAUACUACUUCAGGGUUGUGAACUGGCCAUUUUGAGCAACAGCUGUUUGUGAUCCUUCUAAAAUAACAGUUAAAGAUUCUCCUCCAAAGCCCAGGAUUGAGAUCUCAGGUGAUGUGAAGGAGAAGGAGUCUGUCUCUAUAAGCUGCUUAGCUUCCACUCCCUGUCCACACUCUCCUCAACUCACCUGGAACCUCCAACCAGACUCUCACCACAUGAUGGAGGAAAACACAGAUCGAACCUUCACAACUAGAAUCCAGAAGAGCAUCACUCUGUCACAUGAACAUGAUGGAUUCAUCAUCAGCUGUUCUGCCAGAUAUCCUGUGAAUGAAGGAAAAGAUGUAAAGACGUCAGAGGAGAGAAAGACUCUCAAUGUUUCAUAUGCUCCCAAGAACACCUCAGCGUCCAUCAGUCCAUCAGGUUGGGUGUCAGCAGGUAGCCGGGUGAACCUGACCUGCUCCAGCAGAGCCAAACCUCCUGUGAGCCGCUUCACCUGGUUCAAGACCAGCAGAGAUGCACCAAUCAAAGUAUCUGAAGGAGACUUUUACAGCUUCAAUGUCACUGAUGGAGGAGUUUAUUACUGUGUGGCCACCAAUCAGCUUGGUGAUCAAACAUCAUCAGAGAUCCAUCUGACUAUAGGAGGUGACGUUAAUUAUCCACUAUUGGGUGCAGUUCUUGGAGGAAUCAUUGGGAUCAUCGUGCUCAUCGGCCUGGUUGUCUUUGUUUGGCGUUUGAAGUCUCCACAUCCAACUGGACAUCAGAGUCAAAAUCGACCUGUUGAAGAGACAGUGACAACAGAAGAAGGCGUCCACUAUGGAGAGAUUAACUUCUCAAGGCUCGGAUCUGGACAGUCCUCUGUCUUGGAGCAGGACGGUGGACAGCAGGAGGACACGCUGUAUGCGCAGGUCAAAGUGUCCAAGGCAGCAGACAAUGUCACACAGACUGCAGACGUCCCAGAGGAUCUCUACGCUCAAGUGAAGACAAAAUGAGCCUUUUCUUGUGGUCACAUUUUGGUUGGAUUCUUAAUAUACUUAAUAUAACAAGCUUCAUCCGUCAAUUUAUGUGGAAAAUGUCUUUACUUCUCACAGCUCAGAUAUUUUUAACAAUUCUUUGAUACUUUUCACACCCUGAGGUUUGUGUUUUUUAGAACAGCACUUAAAAGUCCCACGGCUCGAAAUAGAGAAGUAUUCUAAAAGACGGCGCUCUUUAUAUAUCAACAUGUGCUAUAAGAUUUGAACCUUUUUUAUGUUUGUGGAAUUGUUUUUUUACGUUGUAUUUCUUUAGGCUUUUUUAAACCGAAUUUAUUUUAAAUCUUUUGCAUCAACCACAUUUUAUUGUACUAUUUCUGCUUCUUCAAAGGACAAUUAUUUACUACAGGUAUGUAUUAAUUGCAAGGUAAUAAAAACCUUACACGACUUCA
This is a messenger RNA of Gasterosteus aculeatus aculeatus (three-spined stickleback), 1748 nucleotides long. Its product is annotated as myelin-associated glycoprotein-like. The record is from RefSeq and is a predicted model, not a curated record. NCBI's taxonomy places the organism in Eukaryota, Metazoa, Chordata, Actinopteri, Perciformes, Gasterosteidae.